Molecule: messenger RNA, 1815 nt
Organism: Penicillium bovifimosum
Lineage: Eukaryota; Fungi; Ascomycota; Eurotiomycetes; Eurotiales; Aspergillaceae
Exons: 4
Coding region: 1-1815 (604 amino acids)
Source: RefSeq, a predicted model, not a curated record
AUGACCGAGACCGCCAUCCCGAGCCGGGAUGCCUGGGAACACCGCUUUGACGGGAAGCCAAUCUCGCCGAACUCCGCCAUCGCCGAACUCGAUAUCGAACGCAAUGAGUUAGCCCACACAUGGAAACGCUUUAUCAGCCUACUCCUACCACAGGAUCAGGUACAAUGGGAGGAGCGGCCACAGACUGUGGACGACGUAAAAAUACUGCUAGGCAAGAUCAAGUCCUUUUGGCAGUCCCGCCCCCGACAACAGGUGUUCAGCGACUCGAUGGACUUGUGUGACCGACUCCUCCCGACCAUGGAUGCUCACGCGAUCCUUCUUUCUACCCUCCCGGACCCCCUCUCCUAUACCCCUCUAUUUUAUGGAGUCUUGCAAUCAGUGAUCAAGGCGUCGUCUCAUUACCCACGAGUAAUGGAAGGCUUAGCAACCGCUCUGCUAAACAUUUACGAAGCCCUAGGGCUUCCCAGCGAUCCCAGCACCCUUCCCAACGCCGUCGAACAUAUCACAAAAACCUACGCUCUAAUAUUUUUCUUCCUGACCGAGUUUAUGGACUGGUAUGUCCGGCGGUCCACAUGCCAGUUGCUGAAUAUUCACAGCCAAGACGUCUACUCGGAGUUCCACCACUUGGUUAUCUACAUAGAACGUCAAGCACAAAACCUGCCUUGGCUGCACUCGGCGAUGCACGUCGAUGAGGAUGAGGAGGACCCAUACAGCCCUCGGGCACUUUGGGAAGAGUCUCGACUCAGUCAAGUAGGUCUUCGGGAAAAGGAGCGCCGUGUAGCGGCACAAAACACCAUCACACGCCGGCUCAUCUGGGAAAUACAACAAGACGCAGAGGAGCGUGCCCGGUACAGGGAAGGCCGAGAGCGACUGUUGGCAGAGACGUUGAGUUCUGUGCGCGAGCAAUUAGAGCCGAUCAGCGUAAAGAGCAGUGACAUUGUUUGCAUGACCACACCCCCGGCUCCAAAUAUAGACACAUCCUCGUUUGAAUGGUCGAGGGGAUCCAAACGCCGCCUCGCAAGACUGGAAAUUCAAAGUUCAUCGAGACACCUUCAAGACUUCUUUGACAGUGAUGAUCAGAUUUGCGAGUAUGAGCCUGAGGCUAAAGUCGUCACUGAGAGCAGUAUCGUUUCCUCGCUACAACAAUGGGCCACCAGUCCACGGUCUCAAGCCCUCGCCGUGGGCGGAUUCCAGCCGGCCGACUCGCCCAAUCCCGUGGCUCUUAUCUCCGCCUGCUAUGCCUCGUUCGCCCGCCAAGCACGAUUACCCGUGGUCUCUCACUUUUGUGUUCUUCCCAGCCAAGACGUCAAAGGGCUCAAUCGUCACGAGCGAGGAUUGAUCGCUCUCACCUACAGUUUGAUCCGGCAGUUGAUUGACUGGCUUCCUCCGGUAGUUGACAGUGACGCCGUGCUGGAUCUCAGCGCGGAGCGUUUCCGCCAGCUAGACGGCACAUUGACCAGCUGGAAAGCCGCCCUAUCGCUAAUCGACACCCUGUUGCAAUCCGCCCCACCACUCCUAGUCUUUAUCAUCGACGGAAUAGAUGCCAUUGACCACCAGUCUACCGACGGAGCAAUUCGCGAGCUCGUUCGCGUGCUGCUCACUCACACUCGCCGUCAACCCCAAGGUGGUCUCAACGGGCAAGGUCCAACGCUCCUUCUGAAGGUCCUAUUCACUGUUGCCGGGCGACCGAGUGCCCUGGUUGAGACGAUGGCUGAACACCAACACAUCCUCAGUGAUUCCAACCAGACCAACCAACCCACUCAGGCCGAGCCGGCCCUGGCAUCGGACAUCGGGGCGGUCAUGAUGAAUGCAUGA